Molecule: messenger RNA, 2913 nt
Organism: Monopterus albus (swamp eel)
Lineage: Eukaryota; Metazoa; Chordata; Actinopteri; Synbranchiformes; Synbranchidae
Gene: ak4
Product: adenylate kinase 4
Exons: 5
Coding region: 1335-2018 (227 amino acids)
Biological process (GO): nucleobase-containing compound metabolic process
Cellular component (GO): mitochondrion
Molecular function (GO): ATP binding; AMP kinase activity
Source: RefSeq, a predicted model, not a curated record
CUGCAAUUUCCCCGUUUAUUUCCUCGUGUUUACAUGAAUAUUUUAAAUGACGCAGCAAGACCACACAGAGCAACGUGAUUGUCGCCAUUUUUUGUUGUUAUUGAAUUCUCCAAAGCCAUGUGACAAAAUGCUCAUGAUUUCAAAAACACGCUUCCGGAUGUACAGACAUAAACUAGCUGCACAAGGCUAAAAAAGGUUAAUCUUCCGAGUUGUUUGUCUGCUGGAUUAGCCUGGUUACUCCACUGACUGAAGACUGGGCGCAAUGUUUGACAGCCCCGACACGCCGCCGCCGCCGUAUGACUCGCAACAAGUAUUCACUCGAUCCCUCCCGUCCGCAAAUGUUGCGCGGAAUGAGAGCGACUCGUGCACUUUUCUGCGCCUGCCGCCCGCAAUGCAAACUAUAAGACAUGUGAGCAAUAAGAAAAUCUGGAAUAAAUGUUGUCAACAAGUGUUGGGGUCCAGACAUCAUGCACUUUUCCUGAUAAUUUGGCUUACAUGAAAUAGCCUGUUUCCAAAUUUUCUAAUAAAAAUAUUUUAUGUGGUAGGCUAUAACAUGCGUCUACCUCCACUGGAAACCAAAUAUAAGUGUUUUUAUGGACCCGCCUGACACUGACUGACUUUUCUGGCUUUUUAUAAAACAUGACACUGUUUCUAGAAAACCCACAGGCUGUAUCACAAGUCUCAGCAUGACUAUUAUUUGAUCUUCCACUUUUACAAUUUCAGGUCAAAACAACUUUAUAAUUAGGCUUCCCAAACAGUUUGCAAUAAGCCCAGAUAGAUAGAUAGGCAGAAAAAUCUCGUGAGAACGGCUUCCUGUGUCGCUGUUGUUGUAAAAUUAUGGAAAUCAUAGCCAUUGACCUAUGACAACAGACUACAGUUGUAUAUCACUUGUAUAAAAACUACAAGAACCAGUUUACCCCGCGAGAUUCGUGCUAAUCACUCGUCCGCUUUUUUUUCAGGCUAACGUGCGCAGAAAUAAGGGCGUUGUGGAGAUUCCGUCAUUCAUUCGGAGAGAAAAGUCUGUUUCUAAAGACGUAGACAAGCGCAAUGUUUCUCUGAGAAAGCUGAAAGAAAAAAAAAAAGAAAAGGGCCGAGUCAGGAUAUCAGUGCGCGCAGACAGUAGGCUCUGUGCAAAGAAUCACAGACUCCACAGAUAAGCUGAAAUUUACAUCGGCAACACUAGUUAUAAGCCUCGCACGCUUUGGACCAGUCUUGACUACUGAUGCCUGACUCUGAGUAAGAGUUUAAUUAAGUUUACGUCGGUCUCUCGCGCACAAACGGGAAAAACUAACAUUUGCGCAUCCCAGAGGCUUCACAGGAGCAGCUAAGAAGACAUGGCUAAGUUAUUCCGAGCUGCUAUCGUGGGUCCACCAGGCUCAGGGAAAGGAACGAUAUCCAAGAGGAUUGCGCAAAGCUUUGGCCUGCAGUAUCUAUCAGGUGGCCACUUUCUACGAGAGAGCUUAAAGGGAGAUACAGAGGCAGGCGUGCUGGUGAAGACCUACGUAGAAAGAAACAUGCUAGUGCCUGACCAUGUGAUGACCAGGCUGAUGCUACACAGACUGGAACAGCUGAACAGCUGCAGCUGGCUGCUGGAUGGUUUUCCCCAGACAUUGGCACAGGCCCUGGCUUUGAACAACUUGUAUCAGCUUGACUUGGUCAUCAGCCUCAACAUUCCUUAUGAGACUCUGAGAGAGCGACUAAGUGACCGCUGGAUCCAUCCACCCAGCGGUAGAGUCUACAACAUGGGCUUCAGACCACCUCGAGUGCAGGGUAAGGACGAUAUCACUGGGGAACCUCUGAUUCAGCAUGAUGACGACAAGCCAGAAGCCCUGAUGGUCAGACUCAGACACUACAAGGAUGUGGCCAAGCCCGUCAUAGACUUAUACAAGUCACAGGGAAUCCUGCAUUCAUUUUCUGAUACAGACACGGACCAGAUUUGGCCUUCCAUCAGCUCUCUCCUCAGCACCAAGAUACACACACACCAAUUACCAAAUACCUGCCAAACUCAGGCACACUGACACUACUCUGAAAGAAAAGACCACAGGGAAACAUCAAGAACGCACCAGAAGAAGCAGGCUGAUGUUUCUACACACUGGACUUGGUACCAGCUUUCAGCUUCCACAUUAAUGAACUAGGACACUGAUCAAAACCUUCAUUUGCCAACAGGUUUGUGACUCACACAAGAGAUUUAUAUUGUAUAUUGUGCUGAAUUCCACAUAUCAUAGUUAAGUUCUCAGAAAUGAUCAAAACUGAUCAUUUUGUAAAUUUUAACUUUACACAAAUACUCAUCAUCAAGCAGUGUUUUAUGAAAUUUGCUUUUUCUAAUUGUUCUCAUCGCUACACACUGAAUAUAACUCAUAGCUGGUUCAGAGCAAAACCAAAGGACAGCAGGAAAAGCAAAUGCACAAUGCAGGGUUUGUUUUAUAAUAACUCUCCAAUUUCAAUAUUGUAUUCAUUAGAAACCACUGAACAACAGAGGGGUACGAUCAUUCCAAGAAUAUAAAACCAAAAUAUAAACAGGAAAAAUGUGACACUGAACUCUGUGAAAAUGGUGCACAAUUAUUUUCAGCGUCAUAUUUUUCAAACUUACAGAAGGCAUCAAAAGUAAAAUGUUAAAAGUCUUAUAAGGUAUCAAGUUUUUAAAGAUGUUUUUGGUUUAGUUGCUUUUUUCCUUAUCUAGGGUCCUGGUUGUAGAGUGAGCAUUGUAUGUUGAACCAUUUUAAGUUAAGUUGAUUAUCAUACUGUAGAAGUAAGACCAAAGACUUUCAGUGAUUGAUACUUGUUGCUUGGUUGACAAAUGCAAAAUGUCAGCAACUUGUGCAUGCUUCAGUGCCUUCAGUGUGAAGCUGCUGACUAAGGAUAAGCGUAAAUACAGUAAGGUUGUUAUUCACGUCGGUACUAAUGAUUCCCGAC